Molecule: messenger RNA, 966 nt
Organism: Pocillopora meandrina
Lineage: Eukaryota; Metazoa; Cnidaria; Anthozoa; Scleractinia; Pocilloporidae
Source: the annotation of a GenBank genome assembly
AUGGAAAACAAUAUACCUGGCGCUUCUCUUCUUGGAAGAAAACCUGAGGAAUUAAAAACCUCAGAGCUUAGAUUUUGGCUUAAAUGUUGCAGAGAUGUGGGGAAAGGAUUGAAGACAAAAGUAGAGCUGGUGAAGCAAGUGCGUGACUACAUACAAACAGGUAAAGAUAAACAUGUUGUGGAUCCAGAUCUUCACAAAAUAUACAGCCGUAGGAAGGAAAAGCAAGGCAUGAAUUCUGAGCCUGACACUGACAGUAAUGAAUCAGUACAGUUUCCCAGCUCUGGAUGGGGAACUUCACUUGAAAAGAUGACUAUGUUCACCCGGCUUCAAAUGAAUCGCCAUAUUUUGAAGUCUGGAAAAGCUAUCACCAAUGUGGAACAUCACACCGUUCUGACUAGAUUAGUAAAGGCCAGGUGCUUUUUAGACGACAAAUACCUAGAGGAUAUUGAAUGUGCGAGUGAUUCCAGGUACUUUUUCUUUAAAGGGAAGUGUUGCCACAGUUUCAGGAAAAGUGACCCUCCUCAUAAUCUGAAAAUUGCCCUAUGUAUCUUGUCAGGAGAAGUGGUGAGUGCUUCAUGUUCAUUUGUGGCAGGAAAAGUUGGAUUCUGUAACCACGUAUUGGCAAUGAUGUUUAAGAUGUGCAUGUUCACUUUAUUUUCUUCAACUACUUCUAAAGAUCUGAGUGAGGAACAGGAUCAACAGUCCUCUGUAGCUUGUACCUCUCAACUCCAACAGUGGCAUAAAAAGGGUGGGGGAAAGAACAUUGCACCUCAACCACUAAUGGAAGUAGAAGUGAGGAAAAUAAAGGACACUGAAUCCACUUCACGUUUUAGUAUCAAACCUCUUUUGUAUGAUGCCAGAAUGAAAAAUACCCACAAUCUGGCUACAGAGCAAAAUCUCAAGAACCAACUGAGAUAUAUUAAUCCCAAUAUGGACCUUGUUCAAAUGGCUUGUCAUAUCAAGUGA